This is a messenger RNA of Camellia sinensis, 957 nucleotides long. Lineage: Eukaryota; Viridiplantae; Streptophyta; Magnoliopsida; Ericales; Theaceae. The record is from RefSeq and is a predicted model, not a curated record.
AUGAAACCGCCAUCCUUCAAGGGAGGAAUUGAACCAAUGAAAGCUGAGGCGUGGGUGUUAGGGAUAGGGAAAUUAUUUGAAUUUUUUCCAUGCACCGAAGCUGAAAAGGUGCAACUGGCUUCCUUCACUCUUGAAGAUAAGGCACGGAGAUGGUGGAUGCUUACGAGAACUAUACAUCAAGGAUUGACAUGGGACAGGUUCUUGGAAUUGCUUUAUGAUAAAUAUUUCCCUCAAAGUAUGCGAGAUAAGAAGGUGACUGAAUUUGAAACUCUCAGACAAGGGAACAAGACUGAUGCUGAAUAUGAAGCUCAAUUUGCGGAGCUAGCCCGGUUCGCGCCUCAUAUGCUAAACACGGAUUAUAAGAAAGCACGGAAAUUUGAAGGGGGAUUACGGGGUGCUAUUCUGGACCGAGUCAAUAUGUUGAUGUUUCCUACCUAUGUGGAUGUGUUGGAGAGGGCCGUCAUAGCGGAAGGAAAUAUUGCUGCACAAAAUCGAAUUUCUGAAUGGAAGGGGAAAAGACAAAGCAGCCAAUGGUCGAAGGGGUCAACUAGUCCACCAAACAAGAAGCAAAAUUCAGGGACUUCAAAUGCGUCUACCCCUAGCCAGGAUCCAAUUCCCAUAUGUGUAGAGUGUGGAAAGAAGCAUCGUGGAAUAUGCUACCAUAAGUCUGGAGCCUGCUUUCAGUGUGGGAAAACGGGUCAUGUGAUAAGGGAUUGCCCUCAGAGGAAGCAGCAAGAAAAUGGCAACAGGACCACUACCAGUUCAGUGGCAUUUCUGGGGCAUGUUAUCACAAAGGAUUGCGUUGCUGUUGAUCCACACAAGAUUGAGGCGAUUGUAAAUUGGCCACCUCCCACUAAUGUGACUGAAGUACGUAGUUUUAUGGGGUUUGCUGGAUACUACAGACGGUUUGUUCAAGAUUUUUCCAAAAUUGCGGAGCCGCUUACCCAACUGACCUGA